Emiliania huxleyi CCMP1516 is the source of this 1140-nucleotide messenger RNA. RefSeq lists its product as hypothetical. The record is from RefSeq and is a predicted model, not a curated record. NCBI's taxonomy places the organism in Eukaryota, Haptophyta, Isochrysidales, Noelaerhabdaceae. The transcript has 4 exons. The coding region runs from base 1 to 1140 and encodes 379 amino acids.
AUGGCCAAGGGCCAGAAGCGCCACCGAAUGGCCGACGAGCGCGACGGGAAGGUCGCCGUGCUCUGCUUCGCGUGCCGCCGCUCCACCGACACCACCAAGCAGGCCUCUCUCGCCGGCUUCUUUCGCAAGAGCACAGAGGCCGCGCCGCAGCAGCUGUCCGAGGACGCCCGGGCAGAGGACGCGCCCGCCGCCGCUGACGGCGGCGUCGGCGCGCUGCAGUGCAGCAGGUGCCGGCGCGUGAUGGAGCAGAAGUUGCCCAACCGGAAUGCCGACCCCUCCGCGCCGUCUGCGGCGGCGGGCUCCAAGUCGCGCGUGCUGCCGCAGAUCGCGCGGCUCCGGCAGUACCAGCGGAUUGCGUCCGAGCAGGGCAUCCCGUUCUGCGUCGCUGAGCACCAGGCAACGGCGAUGAUGCGAGAGGCGUGCAUUACUGCUGGCCCAUCAUCGCCUGGGCAUUGUGGCCGCAGACGGCGCUCGCGGCUGCGCAUCUGGCCCGAGGGGAUGGCGCCGCCCUCCAAGGGCGGCUUCAUGGGCCCGUUCCACGCCGACAACCUCGCGACUGCGUGCGGCACCUGCAACCUCAUGAAGGGGGCCAGGCGGAUCCGCGGCUAUGUCGAGGCUUGCCGCCACAUCGCGACGCACCGCGGCGGGCACGACUACGGCCGGUACCCGCACCGUUUUCGCAACAAUACCUCGAAGCGCUCUCGCUCGAGCUACGUGACGGCCUCGUCCACCCACUCCAAGACGCAUGCCCUCUCCAACGAGUCGUUCAACGCCAUCACGGCCCGCCCCUGCCACUAUUGUGGCAAGGAGAGCGACCCGCCCCGACACCACAACGGUCUCGAUCGGCUCGACUCCUCGCUGCGCGUGUACACCGAAGAGAGCGUCGUCUCGUGCUGCGGCGACUGCAACGUGAUGAAGUACACCUACUCCGAGGCCGACUUCCUCGCGCACGUCCAGCGCGUCGCCGACGCGAACACCGGCCAGGGCGAGGGCGAGGCAGGCGGGGCGGCGCGCAUGCUGGCUUGGGACGAGAACAGCGACGAGGAGGAGGCAGGCGUGGGCGAGCAGGCCCUGGAGCAGCCCGGGGGCGAGCCUGCGCCGAAUCCAUUCGCCGCGUUUGAGUUCGGCGGGGCAAAGUGA